AUGCCGAGUACGAGACGAGAUGACUCCAGUCGCGGUGAUCUCGUAAAAAACGACGAAGACUAUCCGUGGAUAUGCCAGACCAAACUUCCUGACUUGAACGACGACCCACUGCUAUACUUUUGGCUGAUGGGCGGCAAAGAUGUGGGUGAACAUCAGGCACUACGCGCGCUACAAGACGAAGAAGGUUAUCCCAUUUCGUUCAACUGCGCACUCAAUCUAUUGGAGCAAGGACACGUGAAACUCAAUUUCGGCAACACUUUCCAAACUGGAAACAGCGGAAUGCGGUUGGAAGCUUUGACGGCUGGUGCAAUCGUGUCGGCCAGCCAUCGAAAUGGCUUUGCCGGUAUCGGCUUCAUGGACUUCUUUCGUUCAUUGCUGUACGAGUUUGAUAUGCAGCAGGAUAUCGAUCUUCCCGUAAAGUUCAGCGAUGAAGUGGCGACUCUACUCUCGACGCUUACGGUACCAUAUCUCGCGCCCCCUAACCAGACACUCCCCGACUUCCUGAGAGGCGAAGCUGAAUGUGGGAGAUAUAUAUCGAACUGUAAAUAA
Messenger RNA from Phytophthora sojae, 549 nucleotides. RefSeq lists its product as hypothetical. The coding region runs from base 1 to 549 and encodes 182 amino acids. The transcript has a single exon. NCBI's taxonomy places the organism in Eukaryota, Oomycota, Peronosporomycetes, Peronosporales, Peronosporaceae. The record is from RefSeq and is a predicted model, not a curated record.